ACGUGUUUCUAGCUUACUGGCAGCUGGACGCUUCCGUCCUUCCGGCGAGCAAAAACAUACAAAGUAUUCGCGCGCCCAGAGAUCCUAAUACAUGUAUUACAUAUCAGUAGCAACAGGAGACCACAGCCCCUCUGAUCUUGGUAGCAUCGGAAUCGAUUCAGGAGCAGAAGGCUUCGCAACGCGCCUAGCGCGGGUAGCGAAUCAUAAGAACUGACGGUCGUAAAGAAACCGUCUUUCCCAACCGAGUUCGAGUCGAAUGCGCGGUCGGCAGUAGCAGUAGUUGCUCAUCGAGGCAGCGAUAGUGCAGAUCUCUCUGCACAAUAUCCAACAUCUCAAUCGCCUGACCCUCACACUCAACUGAAGUACGCUGGACGCUACGGAGUGCGAUCGGCUAUCAUGGCUAGCUGCAAUAGUACUCCUCGUCCAAGUCACCAUAUUCUGCUACAGGCCAUCCUGGUCAAUUGGGACAGACUGGUGCGAGGCCUUGACUGCAUUCCGAUCAUCGACAAGCUGAUCAACAGGCAAGUGGUGAAGCUGAACUCGCUGGACAGUGAGAUGCUGGGUCCUCGCAGUAACAAGCGCAACUGUGGAUUCACGCUGAGCCACAUGCUGCUGGAACGGCUCAUUGCCAUGAAGGACAAGCCACUCGGUCCCGACAAGGAGCACUCGGCACUGCAGGAGUUCUUUGCUGUGCUGCUGGAGGCGGGGUGGCAGAGAGCUGGCCAGAUGGACCUGGCCACAUUGAUCCUGGAUUCUGCUGCCGACCCGGGUGCACUGCAGCGAGAAUAUGAUGCCCUGUCACGGGGCAGCAUCAACUUCAUGACCCUGAGUGACCGAGAGCUGGCGGAGCUGCCAUCACUCUACCACCUGCAGCUUGCCGCCAUGCCGGACAGUGUCAAGAAGCUGCGGCGACAUCUCCAGGAGCGCUACCGGGUGGGCAACUUUGUGCCGUUCGGUGCUUGUGGCAGCGACUAUGGCCUGCUUGCUAACGACGCUGUGGGAGAUCACAUCAGCUACAUUCCAAUUUCGCUGCUGCCACUGGCCGGGAAGCAGGCGCUGGAUAGUUUGGACAAUCAGCCAAUCACACGCCUGGGAAGGGAUAGGGCGCAUGACGAGGAGAGUCGCGUCGACCUGCAGGACAUCUUCACUGGCGGAGACGGGCAACCGCUCAGGACCAAGUGCCUGCUUAUCGGACCGCCAGGUGCUGGCAAGACAAUGACGUCAUUGGAGAUCCUUCGGCGCUGGGGCUGCUGUGAUAUGUUCACUGAGUACAGCCUAGCGCUGUACGUGGCUGCUCGACGGCUGCGAGAGGACAUGACGUUCUGGGACGUUCUGGGACUGGGCGCAGCGGCGUACGGACUGAGCGCGGCUGACAUGGCCGAGGUGCGAGACUACGCCACGCAGCACUCCAAGCAGAUCUUGGUCGUAAUGGACGGACUUGAUGAGCUGCGCCCCAGCCUGAUUGGCGAGGAGAGUGCCGUACUGAGAGUUCUGGCUGGUACUGGUGAGCUGAGUGCGUGUCAUGUUGUAGCCACAUCACGUCCCUGCGCUCAGGCACGACGGCUGCUCAGCAACACGGCCAUGCACUAUCAGAUGUGCGAGCUGUCAUCUCAGCAGCAAACUGCCAUGUUGAGGAGACGCAUUCAGCAGAGAGGCAUCGGCGGAAAAAAAGCCGACGAGCUUGCUGCAAAGUUCGAACGGGAGCGAGAAUCUCUGCAGCAAGUGGAGCUGCUAAUGGCCAACCCACUGCAUGCAUCACUCAUCAUCACGCAGUUUCUCAGAGACGGCAAGCUGCCCAGUGGCCUGUGUGAGGUGUAUGGCCACGUGGUGAUCAGCCUACUGAAGAGAUAUGUCACACGCAAAACCAGCGAGGCGCAUCAGAGUCAAGACGAGGACAUCACGCAGACGUAUGGCCUUGGUCCGUCAGUGGAGAAGGUUGUCAAGAAACAGGACAGCAUCAGAGAUGGAAGAGUCACAUACCUGGUUGAGGUGCUGAGUUACCUAGAGAAGCUGGCCCUGGACGGCAUCCUUGAUCAGCAGUACUUGUUUGAAGUGAUGUACUUGGACUCCAAGGCACUGGAUACGGGUCUGCUGGUGCACUGGGAUGCACUGGAGAUGUCCAAGACCGACAAACUCGGCGUCUACUGCCAGUACAUUCAUCUAGCAGUGCAGGAGUUCAUGGCCGCACGCUGGAUUGCCCAGCAGCCAGACUGCCGACAACUGAUCCAAGCCCACAUGAACAACAAGAUCCCGUUCGACGAGGGCAAGUUCAACUUUUGGCUGUGCUUGGCCGGCCUGCUUGACGGAGAGAGCCUUUGUUUCCUUCUUCGGCAUGCUUUCCACAUUGCCGAGAAAGGUGUCUUCGAACACCGGAAGAUGGCAGCACGUCUGCUGCUGCACAGCAUGGCACAAUUCCAUGACGAGACACAGUCGUGCUGGAGAGUACAGCCAACCAGCACGCAGAACAAGGUACCAGAUGUGCGACUUGCUGACGUGCUGGAGGAUGGGAACUUGGACCUUGGCCACCAUCAGCUUAAUGAUCAAGAUUUCAACAUCCUCAUUCGGCAGCUACAGCACGACAUGACGUUUCAUACGCUAAGCUUGGAGAGUUGUCUGCUCGAUGAGAGCCGUUGUGAAAAGUUGUCGCGUUGUGACAACCUAGGGCAACUCGACACUCUGCACAUCGGUGUGAACAAGAACAUCAGCAGAGAAGGCCUGCCGCUUCUUCUGAGGCCACUGAGUGACGUGCUAUGCUCGUUGAGAAGGUUGUCAAUCCGCAGCUGCGGUCUGCAGGAGAGUGAUCUGAAGGCCAUCUGCGACUUUCUGAAGAGCACCGAGAGUCUAGAUGAGCUGUACUUGCACAAGACUGUUCCCAAACUUUCCACCGAGGGCUGCGCUGUGCUGGCUGCAGCCGUUCGCCAGAACAAGUCGCUCACUCGCCUGGUGUGCUCGUGCAUGGACAUCGAAGACGCCGGAGCAGAGGAGCUGGCGCUGGCGGCCAUCGAGCAAGGAAAGAUCGAUCAGAUCCUGCUCCGCGAGAAUCAGAUAGGUGAUGUUGGCGCCAAGGCCUGCAUCAGAGCAGUGUCCGUCCUGGCCUGCCAUCGCCUGGACCUGUCGUUCAACUGCUUGACGGACUCGAUCUUGCCGCAUUUGCAGAAUGCUGUCGAGCAGCUGCAGCGAAGAUCCUUGUUUGAGGCACCUGGUGACGGCGGCAGCGGCGAUUCCGUGAACUACGUCCUGAAGCUAGCUGGCAAUCAGCUCACACGGCAUGCACUGGAAGCCCUGGGCAGAACGGUGCAGAGCCCCUACAUCACUCUGCAAUUCGGCUACGCAAGCAUCUGUGGCGGGGGCAUGCGAGAGCUGAGCCCCGAGUCGAUUGACGAGGACCGCUAUCUGCCGCCCCAUGGCAAGUACUCACAACUAAACCUGACCUUCAUGGGUAUCGGCGAUGAGUACAUUGGCCGUCUAGAGAAACACCUAUCCUCUCUUACAGGCUAUGAAUCGCUGAGCUGCGGGCAAAACCGACUGACGUCCGUCGGGAUGGUGCCGUUGGCCAACGUCCUGUGCUUCAACAGAUCUAUUCAAGCACUUGACCUCAGUUCAAACCAGAUUGAUGCAGAUGGGCUGGCCACGAUUGUAAGCGCGGUCGAGGCAAAUGGGCCAAAUCGAACACUGCGUUACCUCAGCCUUCAGGGCAACCCACUGGCCACUGCGGGAAUGGGUGACGGUCAAUGGCAGCGGUUGGAGCAUACACUCCGCAGGCUGAUCAGUCGCUGUCCCAACCUGGAGUUGAUUGGUCUGCACUCGACAGGGAUUGGCGACCGCGGUGUUGCGGUUCUGGCAAAGUACUUUCCUCGUCGGUCCUCGCUGCGCUGGCUUUCGCUAGCGCAAAACGGCCUUACGGACACUGGCAUCAAGUAUUUGUGCGAGCGGCUUGCCACAGACAGGACCCUGCGCAUCCUGGAUCUAUCGUUCAAUCGAUUACGCGAUACGGUUGAUCUGAAUAAGAUGCAGGCUCAGCGGCUGACAUCGGGGGCGCGCCACAUCGAUCCAAUCUGCCUCGACGGCAACGAGUUCAGCGACAAAGUGGUUCUCGGCACAGGUCUACUGAGAGGACGCCUGUACUUCCAGUACAGCACCACAAUCCUAUCCCUUCUGGAUUCCCUCAAGGCUGCCAGGGAUGACUGACCGCUUUUCACUGAACAAACCUUCUCAACAUCAGGGAAGGCGUUGCUGCAGUCGUGGUAGACUGGAUUGUUGUCUGCGAUUCCACCAAACGUCAUGUACUGCUACUGCUGGUGUUCUGCUCAUUUACAAAAGGCACCAAGUGUCAUACACUCUGCAGUGAAAGGUAAUUGCAGCUUCUAGCGCACUAGUCAUGUAGUUCCUAUCGCUUUACAGGGACUAUUUUUGUGGCUAAAACACUGCAUAUACUCCCUUCCAUGGUCCUGCUCGGUGUCUCUGCAUAUGCUUCUGUGUGUUUCUCUGUCUCUCCCUGUGUGUGUGUGUGUGUGUGUGUGUGUGUGUGUGUCUGCCUGUCUGUGUGUGUGUCUGCCUGUCUGUGUAUCUCUGUCUCUCUCCGUGCUGUGGACAACAUGGGUGCUGGUACCGAUGCAUGCCACAUUGCUACACACACACACACACACGCACACGCACACACACACACACACACACACACACACACAACCCAAGUGUUGUUCCACGAACACAAUUUUGCCAACACUUGGUACUCCUAUUGAUAAUCGCUCCUUGAAAUUCUACAUCAUCCUGAUUGAUCACAUGGUCUCAAUGUUUUUCUUUUCUUUUUCUGUGUUCUUGUUAUUAUGUACUACGUGGUGCCUUUAUUCGAAAAAACACACAAAUUGUGAUAUAGAAUGCCAACACCAAGCGGGAUGAAAAUUGAUAAUGGCCAAAAUCCAGUAAAAAAAAUAACCGAUAUCAAUUGCA
Sycon ciliatum is the source of this 4947-nucleotide messenger RNA. RefSeq lists its product as uncharacterized. The transcript is spliced from 2 exons. Bases 397 to 4188 code for a protein of 1263 amino acids. Gene Ontology annotation, molecular function: protein binding. NCBI's taxonomy places the organism in Eukaryota, Metazoa, Porifera, Calcarea, Leucosolenida, Sycettidae. The record is from RefSeq and is a predicted model, not a curated record.